Molecule: messenger RNA, 3837 nt
Organism: Closterium sp. Naga37s-1
Lineage: Eukaryota; Viridiplantae; Streptophyta; Zygnematophyceae; Desmidiales; Closteriaceae
Source: the annotation of a GenBank genome assembly
AUGCAGGUCCCACGCUUCCGAUCUCUUUCGCCAUCGCUUCCCCAGCUCGUCGCCUUCAAGACCUCAGCCCGAUGCCUUCGCGACCCCAGCCCGUCGCCUUCGCUCCGUCCGUCGCCUUCGCUCUCCACGCAUGUCGCCUUCACUUCCCCUCCCCCGUCGCCUUCACUUCCCCUCCCCAAUCGCCUUCACUCUCUUCCCCCCCGUCGUGACCUUCACUUCCCCUCCCCCGUCGCCUUCACUUCCCCCCCACCCCGUCGCGCUCAAUUCCCCCUCCCGUCGCCUUUCCCGCCCGUCGCUCUCGCUUCCCCCGCCCGUCACACUCGCUUCCCCGCCAGUCGCACUCGCUUCCCCGCCAGUCGCACUCGCUUCCCGCCCGUCGCCUUCACUACCUCUCCCAUUGCCGUUCACUCUCUCCUGCCCACGCUCUCCCCCCCGCUCACUCUCUGCACAACCCUUCCCCUCUCUUCUCUCCUGUACACUCCCUUUCCCCCUGUUCUCACCCCUCUCUUUCCCCCUUCACUCAACCCUUUCCCUCUGCUCACUCUCCUCCCCCCUGCUCACUCCCUUCCCCCCUGCUCACUCUCUUCCCCCCUGCUCACUGCUCACUCUCUUCCCCCCUGCUCACUCCCAUGCUCACUCUCUCCCCCCCUGCUCACCCCCUUCUCCCCCCUGCUCACUCUCUUUCCCCUUUUGCUCACCCCUCUGCCCCGUCCACAUCCAACCCUCGCUUAUCUGCCAAACCCCCUCUUCCCUCCCCGUUCUAUCACAGAACCAUGCUUAGACAGUCGCCCGCGCUUUCCCACGUCAACCACACAUCCCCUCGUCGCAAUUGCUGAUAGUAAACAUACCGCGCUUCAGAUCGUCACCCGCGCUCCCCUCAUCACCCUCGUCGACCCGCACCGAUCCUCGCCGUCCUCACCUCCCUUAGUCACCCACAUUCCCUCUCGUCGCUCGCGCUUCCCCUCAUCACCCUUGCCGACCCUCGCCGCCCUCGCCUCCCCUCGUCGCCCGCGCGUCCCGUCGUCGGGCUUGCCUCCCAGUCACUCGCGCUUCCCCUCGUCAUCCGCGUUUCCAUCCGCUCUUCCCCUCUCCCCAUCUCACCAUCUCCAGCCCGCCCUUCCUCCCUCAUUCCUUCCAAAGGGGUGGGACAGAUGGGGAGGAACAGAUGGGGAGGAACAGAUGGGGAUGAACAGAUGGGGAGGAACAGAUGGGGAGGAACAGAGGUGGUCGCUUCCGCCACCACAAUCGAACAGCGUUUUGAUCCCCUCUCUGCUCCCCACCAUCCUCCCCCCAACUCUCUCCCCGGCAUCUGCCCCCGUUCCCCCAUCCUCUUCCCUGUUUCCCCGUAUCCCCUGCCGUGCUUCCCCCGAUCCUAUCCCCUCUUACCCCGUAUCCCCUGCCCUGCUUCCCCCCAUCCCUUCCCUGCUUCCCCCCACCCCCCUCCCUGUUUCCCCCCAUCCCCUUCCCUGUUUCCCCCCAUCCCCUUCCCUGCUUCCCCCCAUCACCUUCCCUGCUUCCCCCCAUCCCCUCCCCUGCUUCCCCCCAUCCCCCUCCCUGUUUCCCCCCAUCCCCUUCCCUUCUUCCCCCAUCCCCUCCCCUGCUUCCUCCCAUCCCCUUCCCUGCUUCCCCCCAUCCCCUUCCCUGCUUCCCCCCAUCCCCUCCCCUGCUUCCCCCCAUCCCCUUCCCUGCUUCCCCUCAUCCCCUUCCCUGCUUCCCCCCAUCCCCUCCCCCCCCAUCCCCCUCCCUGCUUCCCCCCAUCCCCUUCCCUGCUACUUCCCAUCCCUCCCCCUGCUUCCCCCCAUCCCCUUCCCUGCUUCCCCCCAUCCCCUUCCCUGCUUCACCCCAUCCCCUCCCCUGCUUCACCCCAUCCCCUCCCCUGCUUCCCCCCAUCCCCCUCCCUGUUUCCCCCCAUCCCCUUCCCUUCUUCCCCCCAUCCCCUCCCCUGCUUCCUCCCAUCCCCUUCCCUGCUUCCCCCCAUCCCCUUCCCUGCUUCCCCCCAUCCCCUCCCCUGCUUCCCCCCAUCCCCUUCCCUGCUUCCCCCCAUCCCCUCCCCCCCCAUCCCCCUCCCUGCUUCCCCCCAUCCCCUUCCCUGCUACUUCCCAUCCCUCCCCCUGCUUCCCCCCAUCCCCUUCCCUGCUUCCCCCCAUCACCUUCCCUGCUUCCCCCCAUCCCCUCCCCUGCUUCCCCCCAUCCCCCUCCCUGUUUCCCCCCAUCCCCUUCCCUUCUUCCCCCCAUCCCCUCCCCUGCUUCCUCCCAUCCCCUUCCCUGCUUCCCCCCAUCCCCUUCCCUGCUUCCCCCCAUCCCCUCCCCUGCUUCCCCCCAUCCCCUUCCCUGCUUCCCCCCAUCUCCUUCCCUGCUUUCCCCCAUCCCCUUCCCUGCUUCCCCCCAUCCCCUCCCCUGCUUCCCCCCAUCCCCUUUCCUGCUUCCCCCCAUCCCCUCCCCUGCUUCCCCCCAUCCCCCUCCCUGCUUCCCCCCAUCCCCUUCCCUGCUACUUCCCAUCCCUCCCCCUGCUUCCCCCCAUCCCCUUCCCUGCUUCACCCCAUCCCCUCCCCUGAUUCACCCCAUCCCCCUCCCCUGCUUCCCCCCAUCCCCCUCCCUGUUUCCCCCAUCCCCUUCCCUUCUUCCCCCCAUCCCCUCCCCUGCUUCCUCCCAUCCCCUUCCCUGCUUCCCCCCAUCCCCGUCCCUGCUUCCCCCCAUCCCCUCCCCUGCUUCCCCCCAUCCCCUUCCCUGCUUCCCCUCAUCCCCUUCCCUGCUUCCCCCCAUCCCCUCCCCCCCCAUUCCCCUCCCUGCUUCCCCCCAUCCCCUUCCCUGCUACUUCCCAUCCCUCCCCCUGCUUCCCCCCAUCCCCUUCCCUGCUUCCCCCCAUCCCCUUCCCUGCCUCACCCCAUCCCCUCCCCUGCUUCCCCCCAUCCCCUUCCCUGCUUCCCCCCAUCACCUUCCCUGCUUCCCCCCAUCCCCUCCCCUGCUUCCCCCCAUCCUCCUCCCUGUUUCCCCCCAUCCCCUUCCCUUCUUCCCCCCAUCCCCUCCCCUGCUUCCUCCCAUCCCCUUCCCUGCUUCCCCCCAUCCCCUUCCCUGCUUCCCCCCAUCCCCCUCCCUGUUUCCCCUCAUCCCCUUCCCUGCUUCCCCCCAUCCCCUUCCCUGCUUUCCCCCAUCCCCUGCCCUGCUUCCCCCCAUCCCCUUCCCUCCUUCCUCCCAUCCCCUUCCCUGCUUCCCCCCAUCCCCUUCCCUGCUUCCCCCCAUCUCCUUCCCUGCUUCCCCCCAUCUCCUUCCCUGCUUCCCCCCAUCUCCUUCCCUGCUUCCCCCCAUCCCCUUCCCUCCUUCCUCCCAUCCCCUUCCCUGCUUCCCCCCAUCCCCUUCCCUGCUUCCCCCCAUCUCCUUCCCUGCUUACCCCCAUCCCCUCCCCUGCUUCCUCCCAUCACUCUCAAUCUCCUUCCUCCUGCACUCACUCUCUCAGUCCUCUCGCACUCUCUCUCUCUCCGUCCUCUCGCAUUCGCACUCUCCUUCCCGCCACCCUCAGCCCUCCUUCCCCUCACCCUCUCUCCUGUUCCCACCUGCCCUCCCCAUCCCCGCCUUUCCCUCCCUGCCCUGCCCUUCCCUUCUCCAUCCCUUCUCAACCCUUCCCUUUCAUGUCAUGCCCUCCCCUUCCCCCUCACCUUCCGCCCUCUAGUUCCCAUGCAUGUGCACCCAUCACUGUCUCCCCAUACCAGUACAUGCUUUCAUCAUGUGCGCUUGCUUGUGUUCCCCUGCAGUUGUUCCCUUGGCACCUCACACCACCCCCCCCAUGUUCCGUCACACAAUUCUUUCUGCCUACUCCACUCCCCAAAUUUUCAGUGGUGA